AAUACAAGUUGGAGUUCGGAGCGCGCGCGCCUGUUCAGCGCAAACGUAAAUACGGCGUGUUGCAGAAAUUGUCUAUCUCGUUUCAUACAAACGUGACCGGCAUUUGUUCAUUGUGAUUCGGAAUUGGAACUUCAUUGUUAUUAACAAGUGUCAGUGCGAGAUCGCUGCAUUGGAUUUUCGUUUGGAUUACCGUAAACCGUUGAAGGAGAAAAAUGAGUGCCUUUAAAACUGCUUCGUGCGGUUUAGAUUUUGCUGCCGUUCCUGAUAUUCAGGAAGGUUUACAUGUAGCCACUGCAUCAAAGUAUCAUUUUGUAACUUUUCCAAUAACACAUCCUAAUUUCAAAAGAGAAUUUAUAAAAGGAAAAGCCAAGAAUCGACCUGGACCAGUUACUCGUUCAGACAUGAUACUUUGCAGUUCAGAUUGGAGCCAAUACAUUGUUGGAAAAUUAUCUCCUUACAUUGAUGUGGAUUCAACGGUACCAUUUAUAGCUAAAAAUAGUAGAGAAACAAUAAAUCAAGAAUUAUCAUUUGCUACUCAUUUGGGAUUAAUAGCUAUUACUAUAAAACUGAAAGGAAAUUUGGAAAAAACUAUGAAUCUUGCCCAAAUAGUAUAUAAUAAAAUAGCUGCUGAACCUCAUUUCCAGGCUUUUAUUUGGGUUCAAGUACCAAUGGAAAACCCAAUCAAACAAGUAUACUCUCAUAGAGUGGAUAAAAAUGUAGAUGAAAUGGAGGUUGAGAAUACGUGGAACUGGUGGAAUGCUUUUAGAAUAGUCUGUAAUUAUCAUAAAAAGCUAAUUGUAGCUUUAAUUGUCAGCAAUGAUGUCCCAGACAAGGAAGAGAUUUUAAGGUGGAUCGGAGAACCUGUUAAAUGUUUAAUUAUUCCUACAUCUGUAUUUAUUACAAAUAAAAAAGGAUAUCCAGUACUAAGCAAAGGACAUCAAGACUUGAUAAAAGCAUUUGUUCCUCUUGAUGUGCAAUACAUCAUAACUGGAUCUAAUCGCCAUCAAAAUAUAGCUUACUACUAUCACUACCUUGAUCAUUUGUGGAAGAAUUGGCAGCCUGAUGGAACAAUUGAAAGGUUUGCUCGUGGAUUUGAAGAUUAUCUUCAAAAUCCUUUACAACCAUUGAUGGAUAAUUUAGAAUCUAGUACUUACGAGAUUUUUGAAAAAGAUCCUAUAAAAUAUGAAUUAUACCAACGUGCAAUUCAGUCUGCUCUUGUUGAUAGAGCAGAGCUAAAGAAAAAAGAAAAGGAUGAAACACCAAUAGUUGUUAUGGUUGUAGGAGCAGGUCGUGGCCCUUUAGUUAGAGCAGCUCUCAAUGCUUCUAUUAGUACAAGAACUACAAUUAAAUUAUAUGCAGUAGAAAAAAAUCCGAAUGCCAUUAUAACAUUACAAGCUUUAAAGAAAGAGAUGUGGGGUGAUCAAGUUACAAUAGUCAGUAGUGAUAUGCGAGAAUGGAAAGCUCCAGAGAAGUGUGAUAUUUUGGUUUCAGAAUUAUUAGGCUCAUUUGGAGAUAAUGAGUUGUCUCCAGAAUGCUUAGACGGGGCCCAAAAAUUCUUGAAAGAUGAUGGAAUAAGUAUUCCUCAAGCUUAUUCAUCUUAUGUAGCUCCUGUUCAAGCUAACAAAUUAUACAAUGAAGUGAGAGCAGCAAAAUCAACGAAUGAGCAUGAAAGUAACUUUGAAAUGCCUUAUGUUGUACAAUUCCAAAAUAAAUAUGACAUUGAUGAACCACAAAUUCUUUUUACUUUUGUUCAUCCUAACAAAGAUGAUCCAAUUGAUAAUUCAAGAUAUGGAAAAAAUACCUUUAAAGCUAGUCAAGACUGUAUCCUCCAUGGAUUUUCUGGAUAUUUUGAUUGUCAACUGUACAAAGACGUUAUGAUGAGCAUUGAACCACGAACUCAUAGUCCAAAAAUGUUUAGUUGGUUCCCUAUAUUUUUCCCGAUAAAGACUCCAGUCCAUUUGAAAGCCGGAGACGAGAUCGUCAGUCACUUUUGGCGUUGUGGAAAUACCAAAAACGUUUGGUAUGAAUGGUCAGUUGAAAAGCCAAUCCCUGUAGCGAUUCACAAUCCAAACGGCAGGUCCUCAAAAAUUGGAUUGUAA
Molecule: messenger RNA, 2099 nt
Organism: Trichogramma pretiosum
Lineage: Eukaryota; Metazoa; Arthropoda; Insecta; Hymenoptera; Trichogrammatidae
Gene: csul
Product: protein arginine N-methyltransferase 5
Exons: 12
Coding region: 213-2099 (628 amino acids)
Biological process (GO): peptidyl-arginine N-methylation; regulation of DNA-templated transcription
Cellular component (GO): nucleus; cytosol
Source: RefSeq, a predicted model, not a curated record